AUGUCUUACUUCAAGAGACCAGCAGAAUACUACAAAAGGACUCAGUGGACCUAUCCAGAUACCCUCCGUGUUACUGGAUCGGUUAUCCCCACCGUCUUGCCUGAUGUCUUGAUCGUCACCGGAUUCACCGCCACCAUCCAGUUCGUCGAGACUCGGGGCUUCCUCCCCUUCCACCUCUUCUUCUCCCCCGUCAUCGUUCCUGCGUUGUCCGUCGUUGUCGGUUUGAUCUUGGCGUUCCGUACCAACACUGCCUAUGAUCGUUUCUGGGAGGGUCGCAAGUUGUGGGCGUCGUUGGAUGUUCAGAUGCGUAACUUUUCGCGCAUGAUCUGGGUCGGUAUGAAGGAGACCAACCAUCAGACCCACAUUGGCGGAUCCAAUGUCUCGCUCACCGCUGCCGCCCCUACCCCUGGUGCCCCCCCUGCUGCUGCUACUGCUGCUGCUGCUGCCCCCAGCAACGGCCUCCACCUCUUUGGUCGCAGCUCUGGAAAGGCUCCCAGCACCAACGGCAAGAACACCGCCCCUAACACUUUGAUCGAAUUCCAACACUCCGACGAUUACGAGAAGGUCCUCGUCAUCAAGCUUCUCCUCGCCUACGCCGUCUCGAUUAAGCACCAUUUGCGCCAGGAGUUUGGUGUCCGCUAUUUCGAUCUUGAGUAUCUCCUCCCCGAGGGAUUCUCCCCCUGCGCCGCUACUGACCACGUCGAGAUUAAGGUUAUUGUUGACAAGGCUCUUGGAGACCGUCACCGCCACUACAACGAGGAUCCCUGGACCAUUCGCUCUGGAAACGAUGACGGUCAGAUGUCCUUGCCCCUCGAGAUUGCCUAUGCCCUGUCGCUUUGGGUUCUAGGUGAGGCCCGUGGUGGUCGUAUUGAGGGCGCGUUGAUUGGAAGCCUUUUAGGAUCCAUCAACACCAUGACCGAUAUCUUUACCAACAUGGAGCGUAUCGUCUUCACCCCCAUUCCCCUCGCCUACUCCAUCCACUUGCGUCAGGUCGUGUACUUGUACACUCUCGCCCUUCCCUUCACCUUCAUUGAGAACCUCGGCUGGAACACCGUCCCCCUCAUGGCCCUCGUCUCCUUCACCCUCUUCGGUAUGGAGGGUAUCGGUCGUGAGAUCGAGAACCCCUUCGGCAAGGACGCCAACGAUUUGCACAUGGACGAAUUCUGCCGUGACCUCAAGCGCGAGUUUCAGUACCUUGUCAACCUCCAGAACACCGUUCCCGGUGCCCAUGCUUAA
Linnemannia hyalina is the source of this 1236-nucleotide messenger RNA. Lineage: Eukaryota; Fungi; Mortierellomycota; Mortierellomycetes; Mortierellales; Mortierellaceae. The record is from the annotation of a GenBank genome assembly.